Molecule: messenger RNA, 1272 nt
Organism: Spodoptera frugiperda (fall armyworm)
Lineage: Eukaryota; Metazoa; Arthropoda; Insecta; Lepidoptera; Noctuidae
Gene: Mrm2
Product: rRNA methyltransferase 2, mitochondrial
Exons: 3
Coding region: 159-911 (250 amino acids)
Biological process (GO): RNA methylation
Cellular component (GO): mitochondrion
Molecular function (GO): rRNA (uridine-2'-O-ribose)-methyltransferase activity
Source: RefSeq, a predicted model, not a curated record
AUUCACUGGCAUUUCUUGUUUUCUAGUAGAAUGUUCAUGACUUGAUUGUUAUAAAUUCAUUACUUACACCACAGCUUACACAAUUAACGUAAAAUGACAAGUUUAUAAAUAGUUUAUCUCUCUUUGUGGUCAGAAACCUAUAUUAUAAAUUAGGGACAAUGGUGCUGUCGCGCUCAUUUGCGCCGAAGCCCUUAACCUAUACGAAGAUGUGUUUUCUCGUAAACUGCCUCAAAAGAUUUAAGAGUUCACAACAAUGGUUGAGUCGUCAAAAAUCUGAUCCUUACGUAGAAAAGGCAAAAAUCUAUAAUUACAGAUGUCGCAGUGCUUUCAAACUAUUAGAAAUGAACGACAAAACAAACAUACUGACUCCAGGCCUGACAGUUAUUGACCUUGGUGCAUCGCCAGGGUCAUGGACACAAGUUGCAGUUCAGAAAACAAACUCUGAUGGUGCUGACCCCACCCAACCUAAGGGGAGAGUUCUUGCUAUUGACAAGCUACAGAUAUUUCCAAUAGAGGGAGCAUCCAUUAUGAGUAAUAUGGAUUUUUCCACCAUUGAUGCUCAUGAUAAAGUAAUAGCAGCACUAGAUGGCACAAAAGUGGAUGUGGUGCUGUCUGACAUGGCGCCCAGUGCCACAGGAGUGAAGGAACUGGACAAAGACAGGAUUAUAGGCCUCUGUUACAUGGCCAUAAGAUUUGCAGCUCUAGUCAGCAAAGUGGAUGGUAACCUGCUAUUCAAAGUGUGGGAUGGGAAGGAAGUCCCUAUAUUAGAGAUGGAUUUACAAAGAUUCUAUAAAAAUAUUAAGAUUAUGAAGCCAAUGGCUAGUCGAUCUGAGUCUUCAGAAAAGUUCAUAUUAGCUCGAGGCUUCAGAGGCAUUCAGAGGCCACUGAGGAAUGGAAGAUGGGGAGAAUAAUUGAAGUACAUGUUCAGUACAUAAACUGAGCUAGUGCACAAUUCUAUGAAUGUUUUGAUGUGAGGAGUGAACAGAAUGACUUUGCAUAGAAAGUGAAGAAGUUAAUGUAUUGUUUUAAGAAGUCUUUGUGUCAACGAAGUAUUGUUAAUUGUAAAUACACCAUAAUAAUGUAGCAUAGAUGUAUGAGAACUAAGUCUUCCAAGUCAUGUUUAAGUGUAAAUCUUAUCAACUCAUAGUACAGUAAUUAGCAUCAUUGUUUAGAUAAAUAUUUGUUUUAUAUUUGAGUAUAAUCUAUGAUAUGUUUUGUUAGUAUUGUAUAUGGUUACAUGAUUAAAAAAGAAACAACCACUUAAAAGAUUAA